This is a messenger RNA of Phycodurus eques (leafy seadragon), 1247 nucleotides long. RefSeq names its product NME/NM23 nucleoside diphosphate kinase 3 (gene nme3). The coding region runs from base 285 to 791 and encodes 168 amino acids. The transcript is spliced from 5 exons. Gene Ontology annotation, biological process: GTP biosynthetic process; UTP biosynthetic process; CTP biosynthetic process. Gene Ontology annotation, molecular function: nucleoside diphosphate kinase activity. The record is from RefSeq and is a predicted model, not a curated record. Lineage: Eukaryota; Metazoa; Chordata; Actinopteri; Syngnathiformes; Syngnathidae.
AAGCGCUUAAAUACUUAUUGUAGAAGAGCAACGUUGAGGUCCUGGAAGAUAGAGAAAAUAUACUGCGGAGUUAAAAGACUGUUGCCGUGUACAACAACAGUAUUUCUUACGGCAUCUUCAUUUAAUACAAAUUUAUAUGAAUUCGUAUAAUAACUUUAUAAAUAAUCAUACAAAUUCGUCGAACUAAUACGCAUGCGUUUAUCUUUCUAUAAGGACUGAACACGUUUCCACCAGUCUGCUUAAGAAAAGGAAGCGCGUGUUGAACUGCGGUCCCAACCGGCACCAUGAUGUGCUUCUUUCUCUCUUUGUUUUCUCAAAUCUUCCAGUCAGGCUGGACAGGUGUGAACGAGCGCACCUUUAUUGCUAUAAAACCAGACGCCGUGCAGCGGAAACUGGUGGGCGAAAUCGUGCAGCGCUUUGAGAGGAAAGGUUUCAAACUGGUGGCACUCAAACUUGUGCAGGCAUCAGAGGAUCUUCUUCUGGACCACUAUUGGGAUCUGAGGAACAAGCCUUUCUUCAAUGGACUGAUCCACUACAUGAGGUCUGGUCCAGUUGUUGCCAUGGUGUGGCAGGGUCUCGACGUGGUCAAGACCGCCCGCAAGAUGUUGGGUGAGACCAACCCAGCUGAGUCUCUGCCUGGGACCAUUCGUGGAGACUACUGCGUGGAUGUGGGAAGGAACGUGAUCCACGGCAGCGAUUCUGUUCCGAGCGCCCAGAAGGAAAUCUUCUUGUGGUUCAGGGAGCGUGAGCUCCAGCUGUGGGAGUGCAACCGCACACCCUGGAUCUACUGAGGACAAAAACGCCACUGCUGUGUUUCAGCUUCAUCGUCACGCUUUGGCCUCAGUCGCUUGUUCCGAUGUCUCACAAAUGCUAUAAAGUUGAAUUAUUGUCUAAUAUUCCGUUUGAACUAUUGAAAUGUACUUCCCCUUUAUAGCUUGUGCAUUUUUGCUGUGAGCAUACUUUAGGGACCUGGUUUGCAACAAAUAAGAUGUGCGCACUGCGUUUAGUUGUGUCAGUUGUCACUACUGAGCUUGCGGUCUUUAGUGCACCAGGAAACUAAGAAAAGGAAAAGCAAGAAUGUCAAGGAAAGAUUGGGAACGGCUUAUUCAAAUAGCAACAGUGAUACUAUAAGCCAAUGUUUGUCUUUGAUUGUCAUAAUUUAGUGCUUUACUGUUUGUCUAAAAUGUCCAUUGCUGAAUAAGCAGAUUGUCUUUUUAAAUGUAAAUGCAUCUUUUUUUCUUUUUUUU